Molecule: messenger RNA, 6690 nt
Organism: Impatiens glandulifera
Lineage: Eukaryota; Viridiplantae; Streptophyta; Magnoliopsida; Ericales; Balsaminaceae
Exons: 11
Coding region: 1-6483 (2160 amino acids)
Molecular function (GO): protein binding; ATP binding
Source: RefSeq, a predicted model, not a curated record
AUGGGCAUUCUUAGGUUUCUCAGAGUGCUUGCUGGCUUUGGGAGAAGUUUGUUUGAAAGGCUCAGUUUGUUGGGCCAUUCUAAGCACCUUCUUAAUAUGCAAUACAGAAUGCAUCCAUGCAUAAGUUUCUUUCCAAACUCAAAGUUCUACUCCAACAUGAUACUGGACGCACCAAAUGUCAUGAAAGAUUAUGAGAGAAACCUGCUUACAAGACCAAUGUUCGGGCCAUAUUCUUUCAUCAAUAUUCGUAAUGGGGUAGAAGAAAGAGAAGAUGAUGGACGUAGCUUACGAAAUAUGGUUGAGGUUGCAGUUGUCAUCAAGAUACUAAGGAAUCUUUAUAAAGCUUGGAGUGUCUCCAAACAGAGGCUUAGCAUUGGAAUUAUAUCUCCCUAUGCAGCUCAAGUUUCCGCAAUACAAGAUAAACUGCCUUCUAUUUACGAGGACCUUGAUGGAUUAAUAGUGAAGGUCAUGUCUAUAGAUGGAUUUCAGGGUGGAGAAGAAGAUAUCAUAAUGAUAUCUACUGUUAGAUCUAAUGCUAGUGGAAAUGUUGGAUUUAUGUCGAGUCAUCAACGAACAAAUGUUGCAUUAACAAGAGCUAGGCAUUGCCUCUGGAUUCUGGGAUGUGGAAGAACCUUGGAAAUCAGUGACACAAUAUGGGCAUCCUUGGUCCAUGAUGCAAAGAAACGUCAAUGUUUCAUCAAUGCUGAUGAAGAAAAAGAUUUAGAGAAAACAAUACUUGACAUCAAGAAACAACUUAAUCAGUGGAACGAUUUGCUCAAUGAUGAUAGCAUAUAUUUCAAGGAUGCUCAAUGGAAGGUUCUAUUCAGUGAAAAUUUUAAAAAAUCAUUUUUUAAGCUGAGUUCAAUACGCAAAAAGCAGUCAGUGUUGACUCUCUUGCUUAAUCUUUCAAGUGGUUGGCGUCCCAAGAAUAGAAAUGUGGAUUUGAUUUGUCAAAAUUCAUCACAUAUCUUGAAGCGUUUCAAGACUGAAGGUCUUUUUCUUGUUUGCACCAUUGAUAUCAAGAAGGAAGAUAUGUAUACUCAAGUUUUGAAAAUAUGGGACGUGUUGGCUUCUGAUGAAGUCCCAAAAUUGGUGAAACGUCUUGAGGGGUUGUUUGCCAUGUAUACUGAUGAAUACAUCAGUCACUGCAAAGAAAAGUUUAUUCAAGGGAAUUUGGAGUUCCCCAAGAGUUGGCCAAGAACAUUUAACAUUAUCCAAUAUAAGACUCUUUGCCACCAAGAAGCUGGAACAUCAACGAAUAACAAUAAUCUUAUUACUAGUAAUAAUUAUGUUGAGAAUUCAAAAGUUAGUGAGAGCUUAAUGUUGAUGAAAUUCUACUCUUUGUCUUCUGGUGUGAUGAGCCAUUUGCUGUCUGAUCAAGAAGGUAAAGAACUGGAGUUACCAUUCGAAGUAACAGACCAGGAACGUGAGUUAAUUCUUUUCCCACAAAGUACCUUUAUUCUUGGAAGGUCCGGUACAGGUAAAACUACAGUUCUGACGAUGAAGCUAUAUGAGAAGGAGCAAAGGCACCAAAUUGCUUCAACUGGCUUUGGUGCAUUUAACAUUAAUGCAACUUUUAAUGCCAUAGAAAGAAAUGAAGUUGGAGAAACUAGUCGACCGGUAAAUGAAACUGUCCUCCGUCAACUUUUUGUAACAGUGAGUCCAAAGUUAUGUUUUGCCAUCAAGCAACAUGUUUCUGGACUAAAAAGAUUUGCUUGUGGAGGAAGUUUCUCAGUGGACGAAAAAUCUGAAGAUCCUGAUGAUAAUGCAUGGUUUACUGAUAUUUCUGAUUCAUUUAUCGACAUCCCUCAUCAAACAUACCCUCUUGUUAUAACAUUUAACAAAUUCCUAAUGAUGCUUGAUGGAACAUCUGGCAAUUCAUUUUUCGAAAGGUUUGUUGGUGUUAGUGAGCUUUAUGGAAAAACAAUGAAUUCAAGGUCGAUUGCUUUGCAAACAUUCAUUAGAAACAAAGAGGUCAACUACGAUAGAUUCAAUUCCCUCUAUUGGCCUCGUUUCAACUCCAACCUGAAAAAGAAGUUUGAUCCAUCCAAAGUGUUUACUGAGAUAAUUUCUUGCAUAAAAGGUGGCUUGCAAGCUGGGCAGACAUAUAGCGGAAAACUUGAUCUGGAGGAAUACAAAGCAUUAUCCGAUGGCAGGACAUCUACUUUGACGAAACAAAGGAGACAAGAUAUAUAUGAGAUUUUUCAAGAUUAUGAGAAAAUGAAGAUGGAAAAUGGUGAUUUUGAUUUAGCAGAUUUGGUAAUUGAUCUUCACGAUAGGCUACGGAAAGAAAGAUUUCAGGGUGAUGAAAUCGACUUUGUAUAUAUAGAUGAAGUGCAAGAUCUCAGCAUGCAACAAAUAGCACUUUUCAAGUAUGUUUGCAAAAAUGUAGAAGAAGGCUUUGUUUUUUCAGGUGAUACGGCCCAAACAAUUGCAAGAGGAAUAGAUUUCAGGUUUGAAGAUAUAAGAUGUCUUUUCUAUAAGGAGUUUAUAAAUGAAUCAAGAGGAGGGGACAUUGUUUCUGGAAGAAAGGAUAUUAAAGGGCAAAUGUCUGAUAUCUUCAACCUUAACCAGAACUUUAGAACACAUGAUGGUGUUCUUAGAUUAGCCCAAAGUGUAAUCGACCUUAUUUACAAUUUCUUUCCUCAAUCUAUUGAUUUUUUGAAUCCAGAGAGAAGUCUUAUUUAUGGUGAAUCACCUGUUCUACUUGAAUCGGGAAGUGACGAGAAUGCAAUUGUAACUAUAUUUGGGAGCAGCGGAAGUAUGAGUAGUAACAUUAUUGGGUUUGGAGCUGAGCAGGUGAUUUUAGUUCGAGAUGAUGAUGCUAGAGAGGAAAUAUCUUGCUAUGUUGGAAAGCAUGCUCUUGUUCUUACUAUUACGGAGUGCAAGGGAUUAGAGUUUCAGGAUGUGUUAUUAUAUAAUUUCUUUGGUUCAUCGCCCCUGAACAAUUGGAGAGUGGUUUAUGAGUUCAUGAAGCUUCGAGAAUUACUAGAUGAUAAAUGCAUGUCCUUUCCAAGCUUCGAUACCACGAGGCAUGGUAUUCUAUGCUCUGAGCUGAAACAACUUUAUGUGGCCAUUACCCGUACUAGGCAAAGGUUGUGGAUUUGCGAAAACAAAGAGGAGCUUUCAAAACCCAUGUUUGACUAUUGGAAGAAGUUGUGCCUUGUUCAAGUCAGGCAAUUAGAUGAUUCUCUUGCAAAGGCAAUGCAAGUGGCAAGUUGCCCAGAGGAAUGGAAACAAAGAGGCAUAAAGCUAUUUUAUGAGAGUAACUACGAGAUGGCUACAAUGUGCUUUGAGAGGGCGGGAGAUCUAACCUGGGAGAGUAGAGCUAAAGCUACUGGACUCAAGGCUGCUGCUAACCGACUUCGCGGAUCAAAUGAUGAAUUAGCUUUUACGAUACUUCGAGAAGCUGCUAAUAUUUUUGAAUCUAUUGGAAGGAGUGAGUUUGCUGAAUGCUUGUUCGAACUAGGAGAGUACGAAAAAGCUGGGAGAAUUUAUUUGGACAAGUGUGGGAAGCCUGAGUUAAGAAAGGCUGGAGAAUGUUUCUUUCUGGCAGGUCGUUCUGACCUUGCAGCUGAAGUAUACGCCCGGGGAGGCUUCCUAGCCGAGUGCUUAUCUGUAUGCACUAAAGGAAAACUCUAUGAUAUGGGCUUGCAGUACAUAGAGUACUGGAAACAACAUGAUCUCACAGAUGGUAGUGUUGUUAAAACUAGUAAUCGAAUUGUUGAAAUGGAACAAAAGUUCCUCCAAAGUUGUGCCAAAAAUUACUACGAACUUGAAGAUCGUGUAUCCAUGAUGAAGUUCGUUAGAGCUUUUCAAUCAAUUGAUGCAAAACGUGAGCUUCUGAGUUCUUUAGAUUGCCUGGAUGAGCUUUUAUUGGUAGAACAAGAAUCUGGUAAUUUUUUGGAGGCUGCCGUGAUUGCAAAGAUGAGGGGUGAUCUUCUUUUGGAGUCUGAUCUAUUGGGGAAGGCAGGCUGUUCUAAUGAAGCUGCCAGGCUUCUCAUUUGGUCGGUCUUUCUUACGUCUCUCUGGGCACAUGGAAGCACAGGUUGGCCUCUCAAGAGUUUUGCUACGAAAGAUGACCUUUUGGAAAAAGCUAUUUCAUUUGCAAGAACAGACCCAAACUUCUAUAAGAUGAUCUAUACUGAUGCGAUGAUUUUAUCAAGUGAGAAAGCAAAAUUGUCUGAUUUGAUUCUUUACUUGCAUGCCUCUGUGAGGAAUGGAAGCCUGCGAGGUGAAAUUUUAUCUAUUCGGAGAAUUUUGGAUCUUCAUUUGUGCGUAAAUGGCUCCAAAUAUGAAUUGGAAGAUGAACUGGUAGAUGAUCCGUUUAGUCAUUCACAGAAGGUUGUUUCAUGCAACAGUGUUUCUGUCGCAUCGUUGUUGUUCUACUGGAAUCUUUGGGCCAAAAUGAUAGACAAAAUCAUCAGCUUUCUAGAAUCUUCUAAGAAACUGGAUCUUGAUGAGAACAAUGGCUAUGUUCUGUUCUGCUUUGAAUAUUUUGGUGUAAGGAAGCAACUUAACAAUGUCAAUGCUAGCACCUACCAUUUGUUGAAUUCUGAAGCUUAUUGGGUAAAAAAGAUUGACAAAAGAUUUCUUAGAAAGAAAGGAAACCUACUGUAUACUGACCGUAGCGAUUUUUCCACUGUUGCUUUGGGCCACUGGCGUUCCGAAUUGCUUUUUGUCGGUCUAAAGGUUUUGGAAACUCUUGAAGUCAUUUCUGGCAGGAUUUCCCCAUCUCUCUUUUGCAGGACCAUGCCCCUUUUACACAUGUACAUGAUUGCAAAAUUUCUGAAUUCAAAGGAUCUUGGGAAACAUCAUGAUUUGCAGAGACUGCAAUAUUUUCUUAGAAAAUCUCAUCAGCAUUUUCAGAAUGUGUUUCCAUUGGACUGGAACCAAACUUUGAAUGAUAACAUUGUUUUUUUGAGAAGAACGGACGAUUUCCGAAGUUUAUUGCAUGAAUCUUUGCUUGAAGGUGUCUUGUCUAAGGGUGGUCUUACACAUGGGAAAAUUGGUAGAAUAAUGGCAUUGUAUCUUUCCUCUGGCAGACCAACUGACGAAAUGGUCAUGAAGAUUGCAGAAAGGCUCAAUUAUCACUCAUCUUGGAAAAUUUUCUUUGAGGAUUCGGAUCAGGACAUAGUGACCCGAAUUUCACAGAACCAGUCAAUUAUAGUGAAAAUAUCUUCCGCAUACAAGCUCAUGACAGCUUUGAAAGAGACAUACGGAGCUAACUGGAGGGUGCCCGAUUACAUAUCUCCAAUAUGUUUCUUGUAUAUCUUGGAACGCCUUCUCCUGCUCACUUCCCGUUCCCAGAAAUUUCUUUACACCACAAAAUCUGUUUUUGUGGAAUGGCUUAUUUAUGAGAAACCAGGUGAGAAUCUUACAAUCAACCCAAAAGAAGAUGCACUACACGAGAUUUUCAGUUAUAUUGAAUACUUAAUCAGGCAACUCCUUUAUGACCAUGAAACAGAACAAUGGAUACGGAAAUCCGGUGUUAAUAUUGUUAACUUCUAUCCGAUAAUGGUGUUGAGAUGUGUGAUAAUGUCUUGCUUGCUUUACUUAAAUACGGGUAAUGACAUGUUAAACCAAAUUCUUAGACAGAAACACAUCACUUCAAGACUGCCGGCAAACUUUUAUACUUCUCUAAGGACGAGAAAUACUAGGCUGAAUGCAGAUGUAAUAUCUGAUGCACUUGCAAUGAUUGGUAAUCCACUUGUGAUUGUUAGUUGGCAAGAUAGAUAUCCAGUAACUGUAUCUCCUAGUGCCAUUUUGUUGGAACCCAGAGAUGGAAUGAACAGGGAAAGUAUAUUAAGUUUGUUGUUUCCACAGAAAAAACCUCCAUCUGAAUCUGUAGAACAUGAAGAAGACCAAGUGAAGAAUGUCGAUUCUUUGUCUUUGAGUGAGCCCACUGAAAUCUCCGCCUUGUUCCAGGAGAUUUCUUUUGCUUUGAGAUCAGUAGAUGAUACAACUGAUAAGAGUUUCGAUAGGUUCAUAUCUCAUCUUCCACAUAUACAGGUAGAGCUAGAGAAGGUGAUUAUGUUGAUAUCAUCUUCCAGGAAACAGACUUCUAUUGGAGAAGACGAAGGCCUCUUACUAGAAGUGAAUCACAUAUUUGAGGAUCUGAAACCACAUCUUAAUUAUGCGUUAGAGACGAGGGAACUGGGAGAGAGUGUUCCAAUGAUUUUGGAACUUGUGAGAAAGCUGAACAUGCAAAAGUCAAUACUUGAAAUGUUCUUCAGCAAGCCACCAAGGCAGGAAGGGGAAGAGUCUAGGAUUAAAGAUGGUGAAUCUGUGAACAAAGAAGCAGAAGCCACAGGAAGUGGAGAAUAUGAAGAUGAUAAUGAGAUAGCAGAGUCCACAAACAAUGGAGAGGAAGUAGAAGUUGAAGAAUCCCAAGGGAAGUUGUUGCAAGAGAAAAAACUUAAUGUCAUUAAAGACAAGGGAAAGAAGAAGAAGAACAAAAAGAAGAAGGCAAGAGGUCGGUAGAAGUAAACUUCUUCCUCUUGUUGGUAUGUAUGUAAUCUAUAAAUUCAGCUCACUAUGAAGAUGUGUUGCCUUCCCUUUCGUUAGAUAUUUUAUUAUGGUAGUAUUUCUUGUAAGUUGUCAAGAUGGGCAAGAAUUUAUUUGAAAAAGAUCCCCUAUUCCAAGAAUUGGAGUUUAGUUAGUCCUGUAGCAUCCUAACAAAGUUGGUGA